AUGGCCGAAGCUGCUCCGCCAACCGGUAUGGGCAAUCGCCAACUUCGAGAGUGGAUCCAGGAAUGGGGCAGUGCAUGGGAUUUCCUCGGCCUCGCCCCGGGCAGUGCUAUGAGUGAGGUCCUCCGCCCCACCGAAGGCACGUCCCAGCACGGCUCCGCCCUCCCCACCAAGGCGCCGCCUCCACGUUUGACAACACGAUGCGGUGGAUCUGUGGAGGCUGUGGAGAACCUAAUGGGCUUCAUCGGUAUGGCUGCAAUGGGUGCCGUCGCUCUCGACACGCUGCAGGAGAGGGCGACACACUGGAUAUGCCCCGACUGCCAGGAUGAGACGACCAUCAAAGCGAACCAGUGUUCUGGAUGUGGAUGCUGGCGGCCAAGACAUGGGUCUCUCAUCAAUAACGGCCCUGCCCCCGACGACCUGCUGGUGCACCCGAGGGCGUCCACAGACGAGCAGAUGGAAGAGGAAGGCGUCACCGCCCUCUGCCGCUACAGCCGCACCGCCCCCAGCCAGUGCCGAAGUCCGUCUACUUCGCCAAGAAAGGCCUUGGAAAAGGUAAGGGUAUGGGCGCACUGCCCGAGGGACCUCUGCCCCCUACUCCAGCCACCCCGAAAAGCUAUGCCGCACCGCCACCGGCGUCUGGUGGCCUUCAGCCUGUGGUCGACCCGCCCCAAGGGCCAGCUCCGAAGAAGGGCAGGGGCCCACAGAGGAAAGCCGUCCUAUGGCGAUUGUGGCACCGAACGGAGAGGCCCUGUGGUUCUCACUGUGCGCGAGCUUGACAUCUUGGUCAUGUGCCGCAGGGCCCUAUGCGGGUUGCAGUCAUGGGGGCGCGUGGGAGUGAUCUUCAUCCGUCGAGUGGCACAAGAUAUCCUGCACUGGGCGCACCGCCGAGGCCACAUGUCCCGGAUCCAUCUUGCAAAUCGGGACAAUCCAUGCUUUAUGGACCUACAGGAGGCACAUCCGGAACCUCAAGGCGAUCUACCGCCCCUCAGCCCUGCGACCGGAGACCAUCGCCCCCUGUUCACCUUUCAGGACUUCCUGAGGAACCCCAGCCUUGGUCAACAUUACGGGGGGAAUGAGGGGCCACCUCGCCCAGGCCGUGCCGCCCUACCCUGCAUUUACCCGGCCCCGCUCCGCCUGCUCCCGCUUGCAGAGACCUAUGCGGAAGCGGACCAAGCCCAGAAUGUUAUGGGCCGGUGGGCUAUGCAGAUCUUGGGCAAUGGGCCGGCAGUUCCGCCAGAUGAGGGCGUACCGCCUGCAGAUGGCAGUAAGGGUGCCUCCGCCCCGAGUUCGACGCCGAGUGGCAAAGGCUCCGGGAACGCUGGCAAGAGAGCCACGCACUGGUACUGCAAAAGGUGCUCCUAUGGGGUGCCAAUCACCCGCACGAUUUGCACCAUGUGCAACCGUGACAGGGAGCAAUGCGUGGUAUCUGAUGACGAGGAACCGGAGGAUGAUGUCGUCCUCAACAAAGAGGAGCUCGAGGAAGUUGCCCGGCUCGAACGAGAAUGCGCGGACCUGGAGCAAAGGAUGAGAGGCCUCAACGCCGGCCAGCAGCGGGCACUCCUGGAAAACCUCGCGAACAGCUCGAGUGCCGUGAUGGGAGGGCUUUUGGCCGAUACCAUCAGGCGCACCGCCCAGCUACGAGGGCAGAAGGGUAAAGGGGGGUCCAGCAAUGUCAAGGUGAGGGCAUCCAACGACACUGCUCGCAACGACCCCAAGUACCUGGCCGAUUUGGAGGCAGGUGUAUCCACGGCAGUGGCGUUUCAACGCCAUCGCUCCCGACUUCGUGCCGUACAACACCAGGUGGCCCAGGGCAAUGUGGC
This is a messenger RNA of Symbiodinium sp. CCMP2592, 1820 nucleotides long. NCBI's taxonomy places the organism in Eukaryota, Dinophyceae, Suessiales, Symbiodiniaceae. The record is from the annotation of a GenBank genome assembly.